AUGAUUAUUGAAAUUUCAGUAUGUCGACCGGAAUGUGUAGAACGCGAAGGAUUUAUAGCUGUACGAGCACGCCUCAAAUCCUAUGCCAUAUCAGUUGGAUUUUGUAGCAACAAAACCGGUAGUAGCAGUCAAUCAUUGGUUACGCCGUAUAUCUGCUAUCGUAAUGUUGGUGUUUGGAGACCUGACAUACAC
This is a messenger RNA of Acanthocheilonema viteae, 192 nucleotides long. NCBI's taxonomy places the organism in Eukaryota, Metazoa, Nematoda, Chromadorea, Rhabditida, Onchocercidae. The record is from the annotation of a GenBank genome assembly.